Ananas comosus (pineapple) is the source of this 490-nucleotide messenger RNA. Its product is annotated as protein RRC1-like. Gene Ontology annotation, cellular component: nucleus. The record is from RefSeq and is a predicted model, not a curated record. The transcript is spliced from 4 exons. Bases 83 to 490 code for a protein of 135 amino acids. NCBI's taxonomy places the organism in Eukaryota, Viridiplantae, Streptophyta, Magnoliopsida, Poales, Bromeliaceae. Gene Ontology annotation, molecular function: RNA binding.
UUGUCCUGUCUCAUUUUAGGUGGAUGAAAAUUUUCUUUUGAGGACCUUUGGUAGGUUUGGUCCCAUUGCCAGUGUGAAGAUCAUGUGGCCUCGGACAGAAGAGGAAAGGAGAAGGCAAAGAAAUUGUGGCUUCGUUGCUUUUAUGAAUAGAGCAGAUGGGCAAGCUGCGAAGGAUGAAAUGCAAGGUGUAGUUGUCUACGAGUAUGAAUUGAAGAUUGGGUGGGGUAAAUCUGUGUCUCUUCCAGCACAGGCACUGCCUGCUCCCCCACCGGGGCACAUGGCGAUUAGAAAUAAGGAGGGGGGUACUGUGAUUAUAUCUGGUCCCGAUGGUCCGCCUGUUACAUCUGUUACAACUCCAAAUUCAGAGCUGGUACUUACACCAAAUGUGCCAGAUAUAAUAGUUGUUCCUCCAGAGGAUGGUCACCUUAGGCAUGUUAUUGACACAAUGGCUUUACANUUUUUUUUUUUUUUUUUACUUUUCAAUUGUUAA